UUGUCUGAUUUUUAUUGUUAUAAUUUAAUUUGUUAUCAAACCGAAAAACUGCUAUCACAGUGCAUUUAUAUUAAUCAUUCACUUACUCAACCCAAUGUAGUGAUCGAAGAAUGUUGGCCUCCAAGUAGAAAGAUGGGAUAGGGGCUAAACCUUACAAGGAAUUAAGGACUCUCGUAAAUAAUGUCAGGUCUACAUAAUGUUAUGUACACAGCAGAUAAGAGGAUAGUGCUAUUGUUUAUAUUCCGUCGCAUAGUAUAAUUAUAGCUCUAUCAUACCAACUACUCAUUUAUUGUUAUGAUGCAUUGCAGGCAUUGCGAAGGCAAAAAGUGAUUCAAAACUAAAAACAGUUUGAUAUGAGGUUUCCAUGUCUCUAUACUUGACUAACCGAGUCGAAGUACUGGGACAGCCCAUAGCUUGUAUGUUUAAACGUUAAUUAAUUUUUUAGUCGCAGGGUUCUUCAUUUUCUCUGUCAUGAUAAUAUUGUCUUAGGUUAAGUGCUUUUCUAUAUCAUAGUUUAUUAUAUUCCUAAAUAUAUCUAGAAGUGUCAUCUCGUAUUUCACUAUAUGCAGGUGUAAAGAAUUAUCAAAUUUCAUGUACGGGGAAGAUGUUUUUGGUGGCUCGUCAACAAACAAAGUAGAUCACUUGGGACAAUGGUUUCAAAAAGACUGCUUCUUCUGGCUUUCCUGUUUGCUUUCUUCCCUUACCUUAAGUACAUCCUUACACAAGAAUACUGUCGCCAUUUGGUUUUUGACGCAGAGGAAAACGAUCAAACCGUUUUUAGCUCUGAUUGGCUUGUCAAGAGCCUAGCCGUCCAAUCAUCUGGCUCCUGCCAGCAACAUUGCUUCCUUCAUCCUGACUGCACAGCCUACACGUUCUGUCCCGAGGGGGGUGGGGGCGGUGCCUGCUCUCUCCUGGGAUCGAAUGACAACUUAACCUUGACUGGAAAGAAGGGGUGUACGUUCCAAAAGGCGCAGAACAACUGUGAAAAUAGACAAUGUCUACACAAUAAUAUGACCUGUCAGACUGGUUUUGGGGAACUUGGCUUCCGAUGUGUGUGUCCUUUAUGUUUUCAUGGCGAAGACUGCGAAGAGGUAAGCCUUGGGAAGCAGGUGCUUGAGUUCCCGGAGCCCAAUUCCACCAAUCGCCUCGAGUAUUUCAAUGAAAAACCCCGCCAAAUCUACAACAUUACUGUAUGCCUGUGGUUCCAAGCUUCAAAGCAGUCGACCGAGUCCUCCACCGUAUUUAGUCUUGCAACAAACCAAAGCGAUAAUGCUUUCACUGUAUUUCUCGAUAAGACAAAUAGAAAGAUCGCUCUUUAUCUUCAAACUGGAAAGCCAGUAAGCUCGAUUGACGAUGACGUGUUUGAUAGUCACUGGCACCACUACUGCGCUUCUUGGACAGAUUCAACAAAUGCCUGGAAAACAUACUUAAAUGGCACCCUGAAAGAUCACGGGGAAAAAGCUCUAAGUAUGGAAGACUCGUUGCAGUGUCCUUUACAUGACGGUAGCAUAGUGCUUGGAGCGGAUCAAGAUGGCUACCAAAGCAAAUUCAAGGAACCAUUCUUAGGCAACAUGACUGCAGUGAACAUAUGGGAUCGGGAGCUUACAGAUACGGAGAUAGCCGACUUGGCUAAAGAAUGCCCCUCAGGAAUCGGGAACUUUCUAUCUUGGGAGGGAUUCCUGAUGAAGUUUUCGGACAAGACGCGAAUGAUAUGUCCGGUCGAGUGUACGCCUUACGACAGCGGUUUGUGCGAGUAGUGUAUGUAGCGACAGCAACGAUGUAACGAAAGGACUUACUAUCACGAUCAGCAAAAAAAAUGUUGUUUAGUUCUUCAGUCGUAGCAUGGCAUCAUGUACGGCUAUAUCCAAAUGAACUUUCCCAAUAAGCAUCGAUGUACCCUUCAUCUAAAGACGAUCCGUCAUCUCCCUUCGUCUCAGUCACCUCCUUCGUCUCCGUCAUCUCCUUCAGCGCAUGCUAUUGUAUCAUCGGCUACUUGUAUUUUUAAGGUGAAAUGGAGGACGAAUCUAUCGAUGCAUUUAGCAAGGAAGUCAUCUCAGACAAGAACAUGGCCAAGGACUACUUUCAACACCUAAAGACCUUGAGUUUUAAAAGAAAAAGAGGUAAGGCUGACAGCUAAAGAAAAAGAGAAGAAAAAAACCUUACGGAAACUAUAAUUGACGUAUGGUCUAUUGCUCUGGAGAUUUCAAAAAAAGAGAAAGUGUCUGUCCUAAUUAUAAGGCACCACAAGCGAAAAUGCCCGCGAGGUGCUCCUAAACAAGACAAGAUUGACAUAAUCAAAGUACAUCUUGUCAGGUCACAGAGGAAGAGGAAGAAAAAGAAACGGAGGAGAAGGAAUAAGAAGAACAGGAGAAGGAAGAAGAGGAAGAGGACGGGGAAGAAGAAGUGGUCAUAGACGAGCUGGGCAUUAGUAUUAGUAAAGAUGAGAGUGAUGGAAGUGAUAAGAGUAAUGAGAGUGACUAGCCGUUACAGACUCUGGUGACAACGCAAUUUUUGAGGUGAAAAAAUAUUUAGUUGCCCUUCCUCUAGGAUAUUCGUAUUUCAUGGUUUUAAUACUGUGCAUCCCAGUAAACGGUGGCAGUACGCCGGUGCGAUUGAAUUUGAUCACGUGAUCGCUUUUCAUUUUAUUUACCUAGUGGCCGUUAACCAUGAGCAAACAUUGAAUUUUUUAUUUGUGAUAAACCAACUGCAUGUUUGUAAUGCAACGCAAAAACAUUGUUGAUACAGGUCGUACAGGAAUAUUGUUUUUUAGUUGUUUACUUGUUGUUAUUAGUUUGCUAACAAUAAAAAAGGCUAUGACAAUA
Molecule: messenger RNA, 2822 nt
Organism: Nematostella vectensis (starlet sea anemone)
Lineage: Eukaryota; Metazoa; Cnidaria; Anthozoa; Actiniaria; Edwardsiidae
Product: neuronal pentraxin receptor
Exons: 5
Coding region: 651-1757 (368 amino acids)
Biological process (GO): proteolysis
Cellular component (GO): extracellular region
Molecular function (GO): protein binding
Source: RefSeq, a predicted model, not a curated record